CCCCUCCGGCUUCCCUGUGCUAUGCCCCUGCUAUAGACGCCACACAACCCUCUUCCCUUCCCCCACUCAACCACCCACCCCGGCCUUCCCUCCCCCUCCAGUAUUCCAACCCCCGAGAGACACAAUACCCCUCAUUGCUACGCACCGUUUUGGUGAAAGCACAAACAAAACCCGCGAACCCGACGUCAUGGUUUAAAACGCCGCGUUUUGGUCCAAUGAAUCUCACUGCCCGCCUCCAAAAGAAGCAGCAGCCUGAAAUCCAAGCUAAAGCAAAGAGAAGAUUGCCAAUGUGCGUUAAUGGCGAAAACCCAGUGGAGUUCGAAACGAUUCGUUCAACUCCCUAUCCCUAUUGAAUGGCAAGGAUUUCAAGACGAGAAUUUUGUCCCUUCAGGAGCUCCAUUUUCGGACAUCUCACUUCUAACCCAUCAAAACCCAAUCUUUCUGUAUCAUCCUCCCCAUUUUGCUCUUCUUCUUCGUUCCAACCAUCUCUUAACCGCCAUAUUUUUUCGCUUCUCGAUGCGUGUAAGAAUUUGAUCCAGAUCACCCAAAUCCAUGCCCAUUUGAUCACGCGGGGUCUUUUCGAUUCGUUUUGGGCCAGAAAGUUGCUUAAGAGCUAUUCUGAUUUCAGAGAUUUCGAUUAUGUAAUAUUGAUCUUCAGGUACAUUGAUUUGCCUGGUACUUUUUGCGUCAAUACGGUAAUUAAAGCCUACUCAGUUAGUUCAGUGCCCGACCAAGCUUUGGUGGUCUAUUUCGAAUGGCUGAGAAAUGGGUUUGCUCCCACUAGCUAUACUUUUGUGCCCCUUGUUGGGUCUUGUGCUAAAAUGGGUUCUGUUGAAUCUGGGAGAAAAUGCCAUGGGCAGGUGGUUAAGCAUGGGCUUGACUCUGUGCUGCAAGUGCAGAACUCUUUGAUUCACAUGUAUUGUAGUAGUGAGAAAGUUGAGCUUGCUAGAAUGAUGUUCGAUGAAAUGUCCGAAAGGGACCUGGUAUCCUGGAAUACAAUUCUCGACGGCUAUGCUAGAUUCGGUGAUUUGGACGUUGCUCAUAAUUUGUUUGAUGAAAUGCCGGAGAGAAAUGUGGUCUCUUGGAAUGUUAUGCUUGGUGGGUAUUGGAAGGGUGGGAAGCUGGGGUGUGCAUUGAAGCUGUUUAGGAAAAUGAUGGGCAUGGAAUUGAAGGGGAACAGCAUUACCAUGGCGAAUAUGCUAGCGGCUUGUGGUCGGUCGGCUAGACUGAAUGAAGGAAGAUCAGUUCAUGGAUAUUUAAUUAGGAAAUUAUUUGAGUUUAACAUAGUUAUCAGCACAGCUUUGAUUGAUAUGUAUUGUAAAUGCAAAAGGGUGGAAGUGGCGUGCAGAGUAUUUGAGAGCAUGGCGAAUAGGAACCUGGUUUGCUGGAAUGCAAUGAUUUUGGGGCAUUGCAUCCAUGGAAAUGCUAAGGAUGGACUUAACCUAUAUAGAGAAAUGGUGGGGAGAAUGAAAUCAAAAGAUGGUGAAACCAUCCCUGCGAAGGGGAGUUCGAGGCCAGAUGAUGAUGGAGGAGGAAUUAUCCCAGAUGAAAUUACAUUCAUAGGUGUUCUUUGCGCGUGUGCCCGUGCUGGACUUGUAAGAGAAGCUGCAGAUUACUUCAGCCAAAUGAUUAAUGUAUUCUGCGUAAAGCCCAAGUUUGCACACUAUUGGUGCAUGGCUAAUGCUUUUGCUGGUGCGGGGCUUAUCCAGGAGGCAGAGGAAAUAAUUAAGAACAUGCCAGAGAUUGCUGAGGACUUGUCAUCGGAAUCCUUGGCAUGGGCUAAUUUGCUUGCUUCAUGUCGUUUUCAAGGAGGUAUCACAAUGGGAGAAAGAAUUGCAAGGUCCCUCAUUGACAAGGAACCUGAAAACAUUGCUUACUAUCGCUUGCUGCUGAAUGUCUAUGCUGUGGCAUGUCGAUGGGAGGAUGUUGCUCGGGUGAAAGAGAUGAUGAAAGAAAAAAAGGUUGGAAGAAUGCCUGGAUGCAAUCUUGUGGAGUUGAAUGAAAUUGUCCAUAAUUUCAGAGUUGGUCGACAUUGGCAAGAGAAUUGUGCAUUAUGAUGAAUGAAGUGGCUAAGAAGUUGAGCUUGUUUAAUAUUGAGUUUUAACAGCAAUGACUACAGAGACAAGCGAAUAAGAUGGUGAAUGCUCGGCACGGCCUGAGCCAAAGCAGCCGUGUGAUCCUUCCUUCUAACGAGAUGGGGAAUGCUCAAAUGAAAAUUGUGUUUCUGUAAGAGAGGUAUCAAUGAAUGCCCCAGACAAGAAAAAACAAACGUUAAUCAAUGGAUUCUUCUUUUGGGUACAGGGAUAUUAAGUGAUUUUGUAUUUGUAAUGAAAGCGUUGCUUUCAAUCAUUUUCUUCUUUUUCGGGUCUCUAGUCAAAUAUUAUUUUGGUUAAAAGUGUAGUGUGGUCCUCUUUUCCUUUUAGGUUAGAUUCUUUGUUCCUUAUUUCUAUGGGGUUGACAUUAUCUUACAAAAGCUACAGAAUGUUUUUCAAACUUUUUGUGGCAUGCUGUGUCUUUCAUCAAGUCACUGGUUUUGAUAAGUUCCCAAAAAUCCAUGGACAGUUGCGCUCUAAUGAAAAUCUCCCUUUUCAGCUAGAGAAA
This is a messenger RNA of Prunus dulcis (almond), 2601 nucleotides long. RefSeq names its product pentatricopeptide repeat-containing protein At3g51320. Gene Ontology annotation, biological process: RNA modification. Gene Ontology annotation, molecular function: protein binding; RNA binding. The transcript has a single exon. The record is from RefSeq and is a predicted model, not a curated record. Bases 354 to 2057 code for a protein of 567 amino acids. NCBI's taxonomy places the organism in Eukaryota, Viridiplantae, Streptophyta, Magnoliopsida, Rosales, Rosaceae.